GUAGUACCAACAACAACGAAAGACAGAAAACAGAAACAGUGGAACUCCUUUUUUUUUUUUUUGUUUUCCAAAAACCCUCGCAACUGUUCUUCCUUUGUCUUUGUCUUUGUCUCCCCCUUUUGGCUUCCAUAUCUUUCUCUCUUCUCUUCAAGAUGACGUACAUGUCAAAUUGCCAAUCUAACUAUGCAACGGAUUCCGGAAAUAUGAAGACGAAUCCCUUUUGUUUCGACUUCUAGCAGUUUCUGGAGGCCUAAACCACUCAAUCAAUUAUUCAAGUUUUCAACUUUGGGUCAUCUCUUAAGUAUAUGCUGACAUUGGAUUUUAUUUGAGAAAAUUCAGGCAUAGUGUCUGGUGGUGCAUUGUCCUUAUCUUUAUGCUUUUCCUCUAGUAAGACACGAAGAUCUGUGGAAGCUUCAGUCAUAAGAAUGCUGUUGCCCAUUCUAUUAGGAUUUCAUGGUGUGUCAGAUUGGGAAGCAUUGAUGAAGAGUUUGUAUCCACCUAACAAAGUUAACCGUUUGAAUAAGACAAAGCCAUCGUUUUCUGUAUUGUCUCCUUCUUUCUGAAUCUGGAGGUGCAAACAUCUGGAAUUGCACAAGUUUUUCAACAACUAAUUUGUGGAAUCAUCAUCAGAUGUCAGAAGGUGUUAUGGCUGUGGUCAAACCGGAGAUGAAGUCCUACAUUUGGCUACAAACUACUGAUGGUUCAAUCCAGCAAGUGGAAGAGGAGGUUGCCAUGUUUUGCCCCAUGAUAUGCCGAGAAAUUCUUCAAACAGGCAUGGGUUCUUCCAAAAACUAUGCUAUAUCACUUCCACAGCGGGUGAAUCCUGCUAUUUUGGGCUUAAUACUUGAUUAUUGUCGCUUUCAUCAAGUACCAGGUCACUCUAAUAAGGAGCGCAAAACUUUUAAUGAGAAGUUUGUUAGAAUGGAUACAAAAAGAUUGUGUGAAUUGACAUCUGCAGCCGACAGCCUGCAAUUGAAGCCUUUAGUUGACCUAACAAGCCGUGCACUUGCUCGAAUAAUUGAAGGAAAAACUCCGGAGGAGAUACGGGAAACAUUCCAUUUACCUGAUGACCUCACAGAGGAGGAAAAGUUGGAACCCCUCAGAAAUAUUACCGAUGAUCCACGUAUCCGGCUUUUAAACCGAUUGUAUGCCAGAAAAAGGAAGGAAUUAAAAGAGAGAGAGAAACUGAAGAAUGUUGAAGUUGAGGAGGAGCGUGUGGAUGAACGCUCAGUAGAUGAUCUCUUGUCUUUUAUAAAUGGAGGAGAUCAAGACUCAAAGGGAGUUAGGACUACCAAGAAUAAAAAGAAAAAUAGGAGAAGAAAAGAGCAACUAAAGCACUCUUCAGAUAGUGUUGAUGUAAACUAUAAUAAGGAGUUGGAUGCUGCUCCUGCUGCUUGCAAUCAAGGCAACAUUGAUAAUAUUUUGGUGCCUACUCGUAGUAAAACUUCAAAGUUGCAAGAUUCUUCAGCUGUCAUUUUUUCACCUAAGAUGGAGUUUGAUGAUGCUGAUAUUGACGAUGAUAUUGAUCCCGCAAUGAAGGAGGAACUUGACAGGGAAGUGGAGGACUUUGCUAGGAGGUUGAAUUCUGAUUGGCCAGAAAGGAUGCAAGAAAUUUUAUCAUUAGGCCAUGAAAGACGACUUGUACCGAUGUCAAUAAACGGCGAAGGUCCCAUGAGUAGAUUUUCAAGUUUGGGCAGGAGAUACUAAACAGAGGUAAACUUUCUGUUUUCCAGAAUGGACGGCUGCUUGAGUGGUCUAAAGAUGAUCCUAGCAACCAAUUUGCUGCUGUAAGAUUCUCAGCUUCGUGCUCGGUUUGAUCUGCAUGUGAGUGUACUUAUUUGUUUUGCCAUUGCCAAUAUGUAUCUUUGUUCAUAGCGUGUAUGUUGGAUAUUGUCCUUCCCGUUCUUCUUAUUCAAUUUCUGAAAAAAGAAAAAGACCGUCUCAAAUUUUGAGAAUCUGUUCAUUAUGUUCUGAUGAGUCAGCCCCUUGCUUGUAGCUUUCACCCAUUGUUAUUGGCAUAUUACGUACCACUGCAAAAUAAUACAUUGUCAAUACCACAAUUUCCCUCUACCUUCUGGUGGAUAGUAUUUUGUUCAUAGCAUGGAGCUCUUUGGUAUUGUUUCUGCAGGCCCCUCUUUGGAGGUUUAAUGCUGUAAUGUGCUCUGUGAUGAAACAGUUCAGGAAUUUAACAUCCAAGGUGUAGGAUUUGGAACUUUGUAAUUUAGUUAUUUGAACUUCUAAUCAAGCAGUAAUAGAAUUUCAGCUGUACAGCCAGCCUGAAUGCUGUGAGGAAGCAAGAUUAAGCUUUAUGUGAUGUAAUUUUCUUGGCGUCAAAGUCCAAUAUAUAUCUUUGCUUAGUGAUUUAAAGUACUGGUGCAAUCGUAGCUUUGCCUAUUCAUUAUCA
Theobroma cacao (cacao) is the source of this 2404-nucleotide messenger RNA. The record is from RefSeq and is a predicted model, not a curated record. Lineage: Eukaryota; Viridiplantae; Streptophyta; Magnoliopsida; Malvales; Malvaceae.